This is a messenger RNA of Xenopus tropicalis (tropical clawed frog), 1938 nucleotides long. It is a transcript of the gene znf300, whose product is annotated as zinc finger protein 300. Bases 170 to 1642 code for a protein of 490 amino acids. The transcript is spliced from 11 exons. Lineage: Eukaryota; Metazoa; Chordata; Amphibia; Anura; Pipidae. The record is from RefSeq and is a predicted model, not a curated record.
GUCCCGCCCCCUUCCCCAGUGAAGCUCUGUAAGGUCCCUCCUGCCGGGGCGAAUUCUCUCGGUCACAGCCUGACGUCAGGGCGCUACCGGCUCGAUACAGCCAAUCCCCGCCCAGCCGACGUUUCACCGUGACAUCCCGCCGGGGGCAACGCGAACCUGCUGAAGGGAAAUGUCGCUGCAGUGGAACAGCAGCAGCAGCAGCAGCUCUCUCAAGGUCCGACACCUCAGCAAGGACCAGAACCAGUUCUCGGAACAACUCCAUAAGUCUCUGAUAAUGAACAAAGACAGGAAUCAAGUGACGGAGAAGAUUCUGAAUCUCACCCUGGAGAUUAUCUUCCUGCUGACUGGGGAGGAUUAUAUGGUUGUGAAGAAGCAGGAGCCCGGGGACACAGUCGGCAGCCCCUAUGAGUCGCCCCAAGAGCGGCACAAGAGCCCCCACGUACACCCCACACUGGAUAUUACAGGCGACAGAGACAGGGGGCAGAAGGAAAGUGAGGGGCUUCUGGGCUCCGCCUCUCCUGCUAUCGAAAUACGGACCAGGCACGAUCCGGGGCUUUUAAAGGAGGCAAAAGCGAAAGAAAUACAAAUAGGUACCAUAAAGAAGAGACAAACAGCGCCGAAAGCUCUAAGGCCCAAUUACUCACCGGAUCGGAUAGAGAAGAAUAUCCAGAACACACAGGAUUAUCAGACUGACCCCAAACAGGCGGCCUUUCUGUGUAAGGAGGAAGAGAUUCCUGUAUCCAUCGGCCAAGACUGCAUCAUUGUACGGUCAGUGAAAACGAGGAAUGAGCCGGAACUGAGUGUCCGAGAGCGUCAGAACCGCAAGGAGAAGAGAAUUCUCCCAGCUCCCCAUGCAGACGCAGCCAGUGACAGGAAGGAAUCAGCCAGAAGCCACAUGAACCCCUACUCCCAUCUGGGCACAGAGGAAGUCCCCAACAUCCCGCAGGAUUAUCAGAUUGAACCAGAUGUGAUCCAACCCCAGCAGUGUAAAGAGGAGGAGCUUUCUUCUGAAUUCACUACAGUGAUUUUAGAUUUUGGUGAAUCCGACGUGAGUGAUGAUGAGCAGCCGGAGGAGGGGAUCCAUGCGGGCACCUGUGUGGUAGGCGGAGCUAUGACGCCAGAGGGCCAGGCUAACGCGCACCUCCUGUCGCUGUCGGACGAAUACCCCGAGAGCUUCUUGUACCAACCCGACGCCGACGCGCAGCACAAACUCGCGGGGAGGGAGCCGUUCUCCUGCUUCGAAUGCGGCAAGUGUUUCCCGUACAAGUCGGGGCUCAUCACCCACCAGCGGGUUCACACCGGGCAGAAGCCCUUCUCCUGCGCCGACUGCGGCAAAUGCUUCAAGGACAAGUCGGUUCUGUUCAAGCACCAGAAGAUCCACACAGGGGAGAAGCCCUACGCCUGCUCCUACUGCGGCAAAUGCUUCCUGUACAAAUCCACGCUGGUCACGCACCAACGCACCCACACCGGCGAGAAACCCUUCGAGUGCACCGUGUGCGGCAAAUGCUUCGGGGACAAGUCGGUUCUGCUCCGGCACAAAAAGAUCCACACGGGGGUCAAGCAGUUCUCCUGCUCCGAAUGCGGCAAGCGAUUCACCCGCAACACCAGUCUGGUCACGCACAGGAAGAUCCACAGGAGAUGAGCCAAUAGAAUCGCGACUCCGCCCCCCCCCCGUCCGUGGGCUCCGCCCCCCCCCCGACCCAAACUGCCCGGCACAUUACAGACUGACAGGUUCUGACUGUGGGAAUCGCUGCAAAUAUUCAUGUGUUGCUAUGGUGAUGGUAAGAGCGGCAGCGCCGGGGUUUCCGUGGAAUCGAUAUCCAGCUAUGCAUUAUGGGGAAUGGGGGGAUUCAACGCAAAAAAAAACUUGUUUUAUUGAUAAAAUAAUGAUCUUAAUCUGUUUUUAAAUGUGGUUUUAUAAACACGGAAACACGUUCA